CCGGCGCCGGCUUUGGCGGCCCACAAGGCAGGGCCGGAGCGUCAGUGGAGUUAGGCAGCUGCGGCCUUGAAGGUGCCUGGAGCCUCUCCUCGCCUUUUCUAGCCCGGAGCAUUGGCCAUGGCCCCGCCCUGGGUCCCUGCCGCUGGAUUCACCCUCCUCCCCAGCCUCGGGUUGUUCGCUGUGUCCCGGAACACGAGGAGAGAAGUGACCACGUGGUACACAACGCUGGCCAAGCCCACAUGGACCCCACCUAACUGGAUGUUCGGCCCAGUGUGGGGGACCUUGUACACUGCCAUGGGCUAUGGCUCCUACUUGGUCUGGCGGGAGCUGGGAGGCUUCACAGAGAAGGCACUACUGCCCCUUGGACUCUACACCGGCCAGCUGGCCCUCAACUGGGCCUGGUCGCCCAUCUUCUUUGGAGCCCAUCAGAUGGGCUGGGCCCUGGUGGACAUCCUGGCUGUGGGAGGCAUGGCCGUGGCCACCACCGUGUCCUGGCAGCAGGUCAGCCGGCCAGCCGCACGAUUAUUGUAUCCAUACCUGGCUUGGCUGGCCCUGGCCACGGCCCUCAACUACCGCAUCUGGAGGGACAACCCAGCUGACCGGCGUCGGAGGGGCGAGUGAACCAGGCCGAGCCAACGGCCGGAAGCCUCCUGGAGCUGACAUCAUGGCGGGAGGGGCUGGGCGUGCCUUGCCCCAGUUUAGACUCAGUCAGCCCUAAGUACUUCUCUACAUAACUAGGGCAGGGACAGAUGGGACUUGGGAUGGGAAUGAGGGUGGCGGUGGGGAGAGUCUUGUCACUGCCCACUGUGCCAAUAGUCUGGCUUUAGUUGGGCUAAUGGAGGGGUCUGAUCUCUGACCUCCCAGACAGGGAGUGAGGGAAGAGGAGAGGCCCAUCCAAAGAAUGGAGAAGGGCAGUGGGGGUGGGGGGACAUUAGCAAUCACGGUAGUUAAAGGAAUAAAAUAAUUUUCAAAAACUGGGUCCAA
Ornithorhynchus anatinus (platypus) is the source of this 984-nucleotide messenger RNA. It is a transcript of the gene TSPO, whose product is annotated as translocator protein. NCBI's taxonomy places the organism in Eukaryota, Metazoa, Chordata, Mammalia, Monotremata, Ornithorhynchidae. The record is from RefSeq and is a predicted model, not a curated record. Bases 118 to 621 code for a protein of 167 amino acids. Gene Ontology annotation, molecular function: cholesterol binding. Gene Ontology annotation, cellular component: endoplasmic reticulum; membrane. The transcript has 4 exons.